AUGGGCAAACUAGCACCGGAUGUCUUCUUCAGAGCUCUUCAAAAGCGUGGAGUCAGACGGUUCUUUGGCGUCCCCGAUUCCCUUUUAAAAGACUUUUGCGCUUUUGUUACGGAUAACACUCAUCCGCGUGAACACGUUAUAACAGCGAACGAAGGUAACGCUGUGGCAAUGGCGACAGGUCAUCAUUUGGCGACGGGGGAAUUCCCUCUGGUUUAUAUGCAGAAUAGUGGACUUGGAAACAUCAUAAAUCCCUUGCUCAGUCUUGCCCACGCAGAGGUGUACCGUAUUCCAUUCUUGUUGGUUGUGGGUUGGCGAGGCGCACCCGGUGUGAAGGAUGAGCCGCAGCAUGUGGCGCAGGGGCGUCUGAGUGAAAACCUCCUGCGGGCCACGGAGGUGCCGUACUCUGUGCUUUCGGCGGACUGCGACGAUGUGGAGGCAUCGAUGCAGGCUAGCCUCGACGCGGCCAUCGCUCACAUGCAGGGUGCUGGAACACCCUACGCCCUCUUAAUGCAUUCCGGCUUGUUUAGCAAGUACCAAAUCCAGGGGCAGCGGGAGGAAAUCAAGGGGCUCCCCCUCUCUCGUGAGGAGGCAAUUGAGCAGGUGGUGCGCCAGCUGGACAGCACGGAUGUCGUAGUGAGCACUACAGGCAUGCCCUCGCGCGAGGUAUUUGAGAUACGUGAGCGCACAGGGGCAGGGCAUGCCCGCGACUUUCUCACUGUUGGCGGUAUGGGUCACUGCUCGUCCAUUGCAGCAGGUAUCGCAUUGGCUAAGACGACGAGGCAAGUGUUUUGCCUCGAUGGCGACGGUGCAGCCAUCAUGCACAUGGGCUCGCUAGCUGUUCUUGGAGGAGCAGCGGCCUUUAAACCAAUAAACACGAAGGAGCCGCACCUCCUUCAGAACUACAAGCACAUUGUAUUCAACAACGGAGCCCAUGAUUCAGUAGGAGGACAACCCACCGCCGCCUUUGAUGUCUCUCUCACACAGGUCGCGAAGGCGUGCGGGUUCACUGUUAUUCGUGAGGAUCCUGUUCUGGAUGUCGGUGAGUUGGUCAAGGCUGUGGCGGAGCUGAAGGGCGCCACAGGCCCAGCCUUCUUGGAGGUUCUUGUGCGGAAAGGCAACCGCCCGGAUCUUGGUCGUCCAACGACAACCCCGCAGCAAAAUAAGGCGGCCUUCAUGGAUUUCCUACAGCAAAAGUGA
Messenger RNA from Trypanosoma grayi, 1197 nucleotides. Its product is annotated as putative phosphonopyruvate decarboxylase. The transcript has a single exon. Lineage: Eukaryota; Euglenozoa; Kinetoplastea; Trypanosomatida; Trypanosomatidae. The record is from RefSeq and is a predicted model, not a curated record. The coding region runs from base 1 to 1197 and encodes 398 amino acids. Gene Ontology annotation, molecular function: phosphonopyruvate decarboxylase activity; thiamine pyrophosphate binding. Gene Ontology annotation, biological process: organic phosphonate biosynthetic process.